Molecule: messenger RNA, 8093 nt
Organism: Gorilla gorilla gorilla (western lowland gorilla)
Lineage: Eukaryota; Metazoa; Chordata; Mammalia; Primates; Hominidae
Gene: P2RX5
Product: purinergic receptor P2X 5
Exons: 14
Coding region: 3067-4443 (458 amino acids)
Biological process (GO): response to ATP; calcium ion transmembrane transport
Cellular component (GO): plasma membrane
Molecular function (GO): purinergic nucleotide receptor activity; ATP binding; extracellularly ATP-gated monoatomic cation channel activity
Source: RefSeq, a predicted model, not a curated record
UGUGUGUGUGUGUGUGUGUAUAGACAAAGUUUUGCUAUGUUGCCCAGGCUGGUCUUGAACUCCUGGGCUCAAGCGGUUCUCCUGCUUCAGCCUCCCAAAGUGCUGGGAUUACAGGCAUGAGCGCCUGUGCCCAACCUAUUUUUUUUUAUGCUGGUUGCCGCCCAGUAAUUUGAUGUCAUGCCUCACCAGUGGGUCUGGAUCUAGUCUCUGAAGCUGUGCAGUAAGGGACCCCGUAAGGAUGGGCCUGGUCCUGUCCCCGAGAGCCCUGUCCCCUCUAGAUGCCUCUCAUGUGGUCUCUAAAGCUUCAGGACAGUUCUGUCAGAAGUUGCAGCCUGGUCUUGGCUGUGCUGUGGGGAGUUCAGGAGGGGCUGCUUGUACUGGAGGGGAAGUCAGAGCAGAGCCCUUCUCUAAAGCCACAGUGGCAGUUAAGACAGGACAUGGAGGGCAAGUGCCUGGCAGUUCAUCCUCUCCAGCAGCACACAAAGGUUUGAUGAAUCAAGAACAGCAGAGUGCCUGGGACUGGGGCUAGUGGUAGGCUCUGCUCUGGGGCCUCACUUACUCACCCCUUCCCUAAUCACCCCGGAAAAAUGAAGUUCCUGGUCUCUAAAGACCCCUUCAAAGAACAAACAGGCCCUGGAACGAAACCUGGAACUCCCUUGGGGAGUGGAGAGACUCAAUGUGGCACCAUCUAUGUGAUGCUCAUGUUGUCCUGUGCUGGGGUUGAUGGGCAAGCUCUUCUCCAGGGCAGAUGCAAUUCAGGCGACUCCUGUGAGACUCUGAAAGUCCACCUCCCCUCUAUACCUUACCCUGGAGCAGCACUGUCAGGGUGAUGGGCAUCUUCUUAGGGGUGAUGUCACUCGGUGGCGGCUGCUUUGGUCAGCGUUGGAGCGUUGUGUUAGCAGGGGGCUGAGGAGGAGGCUGGCAGGAGAGCCAAGAUGACUUCAGCCCCUAAAAUUCUCAGUCAUGACUGGGGCAGGGUGGAAUCGAAAUGCCCUCCCUGUUUAAAAAAAAAAAAAAAAUCAGGGCCAGGUUUGUCCACUCAUUCAAUAAUAUGUCUAGAACUAUUAUGUGGCAGGCACAGGGACAUACAGAGAUGUCCAAAGGCAUGGUCCCUGCUCUCCGGGAGCUUCUGGUCUUAGCAGGGGACACAGUCACUAAGUCAACGAGAUCCUAUUGGAUAGUGACAGGUGCUCUGAGGGAAUAAGAUGAGAUAAUGGGAUAGAAAGUGGCUGGGCUGGGACUGGGGGCUACUUUGGGUGGGCAAUAAUAACAGGCCUUUUUGAAGAAAUGGCAGUUGAGUUGAAAUGGAUGAAAAGAUGCAAAGAUCCACGCUUUCCCAAAUGACAGUUUGAGAGCAAAAUACAGGUUCCCAGCCCCAUCUUAGAUUUCGUGAAUGAAAAUUUUAGGGGCAGGGCCUAGGAAUUUGCCUUUUUUUCUUCCACAUGAUUCCCAUGCACUUUGAAACCAGACACCUUCCUUGGGGCUUUUACUUUAGAAUCACACUGAUGCAUUUCAGGGUACCUUCCAGUUCCCCGAGUCUGUGGCUUAGGGAAGGGAGCCUCUUUGUGUGUGAAAGCCAGGGGUAGGGAGAGGAGCAGGACUGCUUGUGGUCAGAUUGCAGGAUGCAGAAAAUAAGCGUGCGCAGCUCCUCACCACACCGCGCUCACCCAGGGCCCUGCGUCUUUGGCUGUCAGGAGUUCUAAACCUGCCCCGGGGAGGCCCUCCCUCAUCCCACUCCCACUCCUGUUGAAUUCCACAUACUGAGAGGGUUGCAGUCAUAGCUGCAUGGAUCAGUUCUAUUUCUUGUGCGUUGGGAACCAUUCCAAACAGUUGGUACAUGCGCACUCUCCAGGCAUAUUUUUAGGAUCCUAGGGUGGGUUGCCCUGUGUCUCCCCGCCCCCACCCCGUCUGCCCCGCACCCCCGCACCAUCCGCCCUGAGUGUGGGAGGGAGGUAGGUCUUCAUGCUGCCGGCACUCGGGACCUGCCUGACCACCGACUCCGCCGGAGUGUGGGCUUUGAAACCUGCAGCAGCUGCCGCAGUAGAAACGCGCAUUAGUCACAGCAGACACCAGCAGCCUCAGGUGGGACAAUUCUUGUCUCUUCCAGCCUGUCGGGGAGGGGCCACGGCUCCCGCCCCCCACCCCCUGCCCACGGAGCAAGAAUGUGUCUCCCUGGCAGGAGACCUGGCGCGAGGUGAAUGGAGAAACCUGUUGUGUCCCCUUCCUUCCUCCCCUGGCCUCAGUUCCCCAUCUAUUCAAUAGGAAGAACCCUUUGGGAUUUCUUUGCGAGGAGAGAAAGGGGAAUUUUGCUUUAAACGGAGCUCUUCCCGGCCGUGCGCGGUGGCUCACGCCUGUAAUCCCAGCACUUUGGCAGGCCGAGGUGGGCGGAUCACCUGAGGUCAGGAGUUCAAGACCAGCCUGGCCAACAUGGUGAAACCCCGUCUCUACUAAAAAUACAAAACUUAUCACGCCUGUAGUCCCAGCUACUUGGGAGGCUGAGGCAGGAGAAUCGCUUGAACCCGGGAGGCGGAGGUAGCAGUGAGCUGAGAUCGCACCACUGCACUCCAGCCUCGGCGACAGAGCGAGGCUCCGUCUCAAAAAUAAAUAAAUAAAUAAAUUUAAAAUAAAAUAAAAAGGAGCCCUUCCCCCUUUCACUUCCUCUCCUCCACGAUCGCUGCUUUCAGCUGGGCAACAGCACAGCGCGGUCCUGCGCAUCCGGGGGGCUGCGCUCCCAGACCGGUGGCUGGGGAGUAGGUUGCAGGGGUGUCACUGUGUCAGGGGAGGAGGAGGAGGAGGAGGAGGAAGAAGAGGUAGCGGCAAGGUCGCGGUCUGAGGUUCCGGUGCUCGCCGCCGCCCAGCUCCCAGCCGAGGCUUUCUCAACCGCGUCAAUAAAAGGCCGCCCCGACCCGCCCCCGCGCCCCGCAGCCCUGCUGGACACCCCGGGCUGCAGCUGAGCGGGCGCAGACGGGCCGAGGCGGGCGCCGAGCGCGCAGGGACCGAGGGACCGAGUGCUCCCCAUGAGCGCACGUGGGCCGGGCGGUCCGCAAGCCCGGCUGAGAGCGCGCCAUGGGGCAGGCGGGCUGCAAGGGGCUCUGCCUGUCGCUGUUCGACUACAAGACCGAGAAGUAUGUCAUCGCCAAGAACAAGAAGGUGGGCCUGCUGUACCGGCUGCUGCAGGCCUCCAUCCUGGCGUACCUGGUCGUAUGGGUGUUCCUGAUAAAGAAAGGUUACCAAGAUGUCGACACCUCCCUGCAGAGUGCUGUCAUCACCAAAGUCAAGGGCGUGGCCUUCACCAACACCUCGGAUCUUGGGCAGCGGAUCUGGGAUGUCGCCGACUACGUCAUUCCAGCCCAGGGAGAGAACGUCUUUUUUGUGGUCACCAACCUGAUUGUGACCCCCAACCAGCGGCAGAACGUCUGUGCUGAGAAUGAAGGCAUUCCUGAUGGCGCGUGCUCCAGGGACAGCGACUGCCACCCUGGGGAGGCGGUUACAGCUGGAAACGGAGUGAAGACCGGCCGCUGCCUGCAGAGAGAGAACUUGACCAGGGGCACCUGUGAGAUCUUUGCCUGGUGCCCGUUGGAGACAAGCUCCAGGCCGGAGGAGCCGUUCCUGAAGGAGGCCAAAGACUUCACCAUUUUCAUAAAGAACCACAUCCGUUUCCCCAAAUUCAACUUCUCCAAGAGCAAUGUGAUGGAUGUCAAGGACAGAUCUUUCCUGAAAUCAUGCCACUUUGGCCCCAAGAACCACUACUGCCCCAUCUUCCGACUGGGCUCCGUGAUCCGCUGGGCUGGGAGCGAUUUCCAGGAUAUAGCCCUGGAGGGUGGUGUGAUAGGAAUUAAUAUUGAAUGGAACUGUGAUCUUGAUAAAGCUGCCUCUGAGUGCCACCCUCACUAUUCUUUUAGCCGUCUGGACAAUAAGCUUUCAAAGUCUGUCUCCUCCGGGUACAACUUCAGAUUUGCCAGAUAUUACCGAGACGCAGCCGGGGUGGAGUUCCGCACCCUGAUGAAAGCCUACGGGAUCCGCUUUGACGUGAUGGUGAACGGCAAGGCAGGGAAGUUCAGCAUCAUUCCCACCAUCAUCAACGUGGGCUCUGGGGUGGCGCUCAUGGGUGCUGGUGCUUUCUUCUGCGACCUGGUACUCAUCUACCUCAUCAAAAAGAGAGAGUUUUACCGUGACAAGAAGUACGAGGAAGUGAGGGGCCUAGAAGACCGUUCCCAGGAGGCCGAGGACGAGGCAUCGGGGCUGGGGCUAUCUGAGCAGCUCACAUCUGGGCCGGGGCUGCUGGGGAUGCCGGAGCAGCAGGAGCCGCCCGAGGCGAAGCGUGGAAGCAGCGGUCAGAAGGGGAACGGAUCUGUGUGCCCACAGCUCCUGGAGCCCCACAGGUCUGGCCAUUUGCAGAAUGCACAGGUGAAUUUGGAGCAGCUGCAGACAGUGGAGAUGUAGCCAGGGCUGCUGGCUACCAGCAGUGUCGCUGAAGACUUUGGGGCCAGAACCACCCGCAGCUCUGAACUGGGUAGAGGAGUCUGUGCCUGCAUGAGACAGGGGCUUCCGGGCACAGCCAUCUCUCCUGAACUUUGGGAUCUUGCUGCAAGCUUUUUGCUGAGUGAGGAGGGGAGCCUCCCAAUGGUCAGAGGGGCUCGGACCUAGAAGAGGAGUCCCUGGAGCAGGUGUCCAGGGAAAGGGACAGGCCAGGGCCCUGAGCGGAAGUGGAGUGUUUGGAUUUUCCCUCAACCUGGCUGCACCUUCACUCAUUCAUAUGUGCUGUAAACACGUAUUGACACAUGCUGUGUGCUGGACCCACCAAGAGGUGCUUAAACGAGAUGCUGACCUACCCUCAGGGAGAGGGGCCCGCGUGUAAUUCCUCCAAAGCCAACAGAGACAUCACAGCCAGGCCCAGCCACUCCAGCUGGCCUUCCUCUAGCCUUUAGCAGGGUUUCCGAAAUCCCUGCCGAGAAUGAUGGUUGCUCAGAGAAAGCUCUUGGACAUCACCCAAGGAGACAUUUGGGCUUGCCCCAAAGAUAAAAUUUAAAGGUGGCCAUGGAGGCAACCAGGAAAGGACUGGAGCAGUCAGGAGGCAGCUGGCUCUUAGGGGGGAAGCCAGCUCCUGGGGAGUCUAGGAGCACGUGAAUUGCCUCUGCUUACGUUCAGGCCCUGUCCUAAACCCAGCCGUCUAGCACCGAGUGAUCCCAUGCCUUUGGGAAUCCCAGGAUGCUGCCCAACGGGAAAUUUGUACAUUGGGUGCUAUCAAUGCCACAUCACAGGGACCAGCCAUGACAGAGCAAAGUGACCUCCACGUCUGAUGCUGGGGUCAUCAGGACGGACCCAUCAUGGCUGUCUUUUUGCCCCACCCCCUGCCGUCAGUUCUUCCUUUCUCCGUGGCUGGCUUCCCGCACUAGGGAACGGGUUGUAAAUGGGGAACAUGACUUCCUUCCGGAGUCCUUGAGCACCUCAGCUAAGGACCGCAGUGCCCUGUAGAGUUCCUAGAUUACCUCACUGGGAAUGGCAUUGUGCGUGUCCGGAAAAGGGCUCCAUUUGGUUCCACCCCGCUCCCCUCUGCAAGUGCCGCAGCUUCCCUCAGAGCGUACUCUCCAGUGGAUCCAAGAACUCUCUCUCCUAAAGACACCACCUUCCUGCCAGCUGUUUGCCCUUAGGCCAGUACACAGAAUUAAAGUGGGGGAGAUGGCAGACACUUUCUGGGACCUGCCCAAGAUACGUAUUCUCUGACACUCUUAUUUGGUCAUAAAACAAUAAAUGGUGUCAAUUUCAAACGUGUCCUGAUUUUUUUCUCUUCAUGUUUACCCAUCUUUUUUUUUUGAGAUGGAGUCUCGCUCUGUAGCCCAGGCUGGAGUGCAGUGGCACGACCUCGGCUGACUGCAGCUUCUGCCUCCCAGGCUCAAGUGAUUCUUCUGCCUCAGCCUCCUGAGUAGCGGGGAUUACAGGCGUGCACCACCAUGCACGGCUAAUUUUUUUUGUAUUUUUAGUAGAGACGGGGUUUCACCAUGUUGGUCAGGCUGGUCUUGAACUCCUGACCUUGUGAUCCGCCCACCUCAGCCUCCCAAAGUACUGGGAUUACAGGCAACAGCCACCGCGCCUGGCCCAUUUUUACCCGUAUUUUAAAGGAAAAUGUAAGAAGGCAAGAUCAAAAGAGGCAGACACAAGAAACAAUUAGUAAGCAAUAUAUUCCUCAUCUUGCAAAGAAAAUCAAAUUAUGGAAAUGCUUUAAAUGAGCAACUAUUAAAAUUAUAGACUAGGAAGGAACUGAUAAAACUGGUACUUUUCAUUCAAUUAGUGUAAUCUAACACAACUCUGAAAGUCACUUGGAACCAAAUUUUUAUCCUCUGCUGUAGGAACUUAUUUUCUCAAAACAAUAUAAACGCAGACAUUCAUUGGAGUAUUUUUUAUAGUAGUGAACAUUUCAAACUUACUGCCCAACAAUAGGGAAAUGGUUAAGUACAUCAUCUCGCUUAUCCCUCUUCCUUUUUCCUCCUCUCCCACCAGGCUGAGGACUCCCUCUGCUUCUCCCUUACACCAGGAAUGAAACUUUCCUUCCCACUCAGAGGAGGUUCUGAGAGGACUGAGGUGGGCAAACCAUUGAGGAUCUUCAGUGGGGGCAGAGAAAGGGCUCACUGGGAUGGGGGGCAACACUAUGGCCUCAGCUUCUCCUUGGCGUUGUGUGCAUGUGUUCCUGAAGCCAAAACGGAAUUUAACAGGUCUGGGUCCCAGAUCCAUUUCCAUGACUGGCCGUGGGCUAUCUAUGAUCUGUCAAAAGGGGACUUGGAUUCAAGCUCUCAGAUCCCCUUCCAAUCUAAAACAGAUUCUUUUUUUAAAAAAAAUCCAAAUGUGAUUACAUCACUUCAGACAAAAACUUCCAAAGGCUUCCCCCAUUUGCUCUGAGGAUCAAGGCCAGGGCAAAUGGGAGCUCACUGCAGCCUCAACCUCCUGGGCUCAGGUGAUCUUGAUCUUCCCAUUCCAGCCUCCUGAGUAGCUGGACUACAGGCGCAUGUCCCCACACCCAUUACUGCCCUCUGUGAUCUGGUCUGGGUCUACCCUGUGGCCUCUUCUCUCUCUCUAAAUACAGUCACAUUCCUUCCUGCCCAAUGGCCUGGAAACAUGCGCUUUCCUGAAGGUAACUCCUUCCCCACACUUGCCUAUGUUAUUCAACUUUUGGGUUUCAGAUGUAAUGUUAUUUCCUCAGAGAAGACUUCCUUGACCUCCGUACCCCAACUUGGGCUAGGUCUGCUAUGUCCUCUUCAUAGUACUCACCAUAAUUUAAGUAUUUCUGAAGUUAGGUAAUGCUGGUUUCCCCAGUUAAUGAUAAAUCCAAUGAGCACCAUCAUGUUCAUUACUGUAAUUUGUGUUUUUUUAGACAGGGUCUCGCUGUUGCCCAGGUUGGAGUGUAGUGGCAAAAUCGUGGCUCACUGUGGCCACAACCUCCUGGGCCCAGGUGAUCCUGAUCCUCCCACCUCAGCCUCCUGAGUAGCUGGGACUACAGGCACAUGCCACAUCUGGCUAAUUAAAUGUUUUUUUGUAGAGAUGGGCAUCUCACUAUGUUGCCCAGGCUGGUCUUGAUCUCCUGGGCUCAAGCCUUGGCCUCCCAAAGUGCUGGGAUCACAGCAUGAGCCACUAUACUCAGGCAAUUACCGUAAUUCUAAUGCAAUAAUUAUUCCUCAAUUAAACAAAUGCAUUUUAUUCUUUUUUUUUUUGAGAGGGAGUUUUGCUCUUGUUGCCCAGGCCGGGGUGCAAUGGCAUGAUCUCGGCUCACCGCAACCUCUGCCUCCCAGGUUCAAGAGAUUCUCCUGCCUCAGCCUUCCUAGUAGCUGGGAUUACAGGUAUCCGCCACCACACCCGGCUAAUUUUGUAUUUUUAGUAGAGAUGGGGUUUCUCCAUGUUGGUCAGGCUGGUCUCGAACUCCUGACCUCAGGUGAUCCGCCCACCUCGGCCUCCCAAAGUGCUGGGAUUACAGGCAUGAGCCACCGCGCUCAGCCACAAAUGCGUUUUAUUCUAAAAUAACCCUCCUGACAAGAAAGGAUCAUGGAUUAACACAUGGAGGUGUUUACACCCUAAACCUGCCCAAAGUUCAACUUAAAUGUCCA